This is a messenger RNA of Cylicocyclus nassatus, 369 nucleotides long. The record is from the annotation of a GenBank genome assembly. Lineage: Eukaryota; Metazoa; Nematoda; Chromadorea; Rhabditida; Strongylidae.
AUGCCAUUCAAAAUUCCGUUAGGUGAACGAGCCGACGAGCAUCGUGUGCCGCCAACUUUCAUUCGACCCCUAGCUGAUAAACGAGCCGUAGUUGGAGAACGUGUAGUGCUACAAUGUCAGUUGGACGGACAUCCGGUACCGGCGGUGAAAUGGCUAAAGGAUGGACAUAACGUUUCGAAUUGUCCAGACUAUGAAUUCGAAGAGGAUGGACUAGUACAUCGGCUAGUCAUCGCACAAGUGCAAGGAGCGGACAGUGGAAGGUUUACAGCUCAGGCAGCCAAUGCAGCCGGUUUGCGUCAAUCCACCUGUAUUCUGAUAGUUGCACCAGCCCCAACACCAGUUCCUGGAGGAAAACAUAACGCUGUGUAG